AUGGUGGCGGUUUGCACAAGUUGGGUCGUUCUCUUUAUCAAACAUGGUUUAGAGCCUUCCAAUUCACCUGUUUUAGGAGAUGGUAAAGGAAUUGCCCAAAUUUUAGGAAAUAUAGUAUUUAACUAUGCAUAUAUCACAACUUUACCUAGUUGGGUAAAUGAAUCUAAAUCAAAUGUUAAUAUUAAAAAGACAAUUUGGGCAUCUUCAGGAUUUUCAACAUUCUUAUUUAUUGUAGUUGGCUUGUUAGGUAGUUUGGCAUUUGGAAAUAUGCCAUCUAAUUCCGAUAUCCUGAGUGUUAUCAAUUCAUCACCAGAGGCAAAUAUUUUCACCAAGAUCUCGGUCUAUGCAUUCCCAUUUGCAGUCCUGACAGCAUCCAUCCCUGUAUUCUCUAUCAUUGUUAAAUACAAUCUACUUCAAACAAAGCUGCCAAAGUUUGGUGCCAUUCUAUUAGCAAUCUUUCUGCCUUGGAUCAUUGUUAUACCGUUUAUGACCGGAGACAGACUUCUCUACAUUUCAAACUAUGCCAGUUUAUUUUUUAGUUCCGCCUCCAACUUUAUCAUUCCGCUUCUGAUCUAUCUAAAGUCAGUUCAAUUCCGAAAGAAUGGAAGAACAAUGACCGACCACCAAAAACAAAUACUCAAAGAGGCAGGAAUAGAUCCAAUACUUUUGGAACAACCAAUGUCACCAUCAUCUUCAGUGGAACUCGAGGAAUUGCAAUUGAUUUACCGAGUGUUCCCAAGAUUGGAUCUGGAAAAGUGUAAGCGCGUUGCAAUUGCCUGUAUAACAUUACUUGGAUUUAUUAUUCCAAUAGUUAUUAUUACAACUUUUGUUUUUCAAUAUGCAACCUAA
Messenger RNA from Heterostelium album PN500, 849 nucleotides. RefSeq lists its product as uncharacterized. The transcript has 2 exons. NCBI's taxonomy places the organism in Eukaryota, Evosea, Eumycetozoa, Acytosteliales, Acytosteliaceae. The record is from RefSeq and is a predicted model, not a curated record. The coding region runs from base 1 to 849 and encodes 282 amino acids.